AUGGCCACUUUAACUUCUCCAACAGCAACAUUCACAACUAACACACGUUGUCUUCAAAGACCGCAGAAUUCCCACUCUCCUUCUCAACAGCCUCGUUUAGUACCAAGACCAGAACUGAACCGCAGACAUUUCAUAUCUCAAACAGCUUCGCUUUCAUCACUUCCUUUACUUUCUCCCCUCAUUCUUAGUCCACAACAAGCCAAUGCUGCAGCUGAAGAUUCUCUUUCCGAGUGGGAAAGAGUUUACCUUCCCAUUGAUCCUGGUGUUGUCCUCCUUGACAUUGCCUUUGUUCCUGAUGACAUGAACCAUGGUUUCUUGUUGGGGACAAGGCAGACAAUCAUGGAAACUAAAGAUGGUGGAAAUACUUGGGUCCCGCGGUCAAUACCUUCAGCUGAAGAUGAGGAUUUUAACUAUCGGUUUAAUUCGAUUAGUUUUAAGGGGAAGGAAGGGUGGAUUGUUGGGAAGCCAGCAAUUUUGUUGUACACAGCAGAUGCUGGAGCAACAUGGGAGAGGAUACCAUUAAGUGCUCAACUCCCUGGUGAUAUGGUCUAUAUAAAGGCAACUGGAGAAAAGAGUGCAGAGAUGGUGACUGACGAAGGUGCAAUAUAUGUCACAUCAAAUAGGGGUUAUAACUGGAGGGCUGCAGUUCAGGAGACUGUUUCGGCAACUCUUAACAGAACAGUUUCAAGUGGUAUUAGCGGUGCAAGUUACUAUACUGGAACUUUUAAUACCGUGAAUCGCUCUCCAGAUGGAAACUAUGUUGCUGUCUCAAGUCGUGGUAACUUCUACCUCACAUGGGAGCCUGGUCAGGCAUUCUGGCAGCCGCAUAACAGAGCAAUUGCAAGAAGAAUUCAAAACAUGGGAUGGAGGGCGGAUGGUGGGCUCUGGCUUCUUGUUCGUGGAGGGGGGCUUUAUCUUAGCAAAGGAACUGGGAUAUCAGAGGAGUUUGAAGAAAUUCCAGUGCAAAGUAGGGGGUUUGGCAUUCUUGAUGUUGGGUACCGUUCAAAGGAAGAGGCUUGGGCAGCAGGGGGCAGUGGGAUUCUGUUGAGAACUACCAAUGGUGGCAAGACAUGGACCCGUGACAAAGCAGCUGACAAUAUUGCUGCAAAUCUUUACUCAGUGAAGUUUAUUGAUGACAAGAAAGGAUUUGUUCUGGGAAAUGAUGGAGUCUUGCUUCGGUAUCUUGGAUAA
Molecule: messenger RNA, 1191 nt
Organism: Dovyalis caffra
Lineage: Eukaryota; Viridiplantae; Streptophyta; Magnoliopsida; Malpighiales; Salicaceae
Source: the annotation of a GenBank genome assembly